AAAAAUGUGAAUAUUAAAUAAAUAAUAGAAAACGCCUUUAAUAAGCACAGAAGACAGCAACCAACCCUAAUUAGCUUUAGUUAGUGGGCAAGCUAAACCACUGUUAGCUCUCUAGCUAAUUUUAGCAUUUAAUUGCUGUAAACAUAGCUUAAUUUUAAAUGUAUAAAUAUUUUUAUUUACCUUAUAACAACACAAUGUAAAUUUAUAUUGUAGCUUUCCGGCCUUAAAAAAAAUAAAAGUUGGUAAAAAGAAGCAUAAAAUGUAAUAACUUACAUAGUUAGCAUUAGCAGCCAAAGUAGUAGUUGAAACGUAGUCUAAGCACUCAAGGGUCAUUAUUUCCUGAAAUACUGUGGAAAAAGUACUUUAUAAGAAAAUUUUUUGUACUUUAUAAAUUCUGUACUAACUCAAAGUAAAUUAUUUUCACUUUUAAUUUCUUCUUUUUUAAAAUUUGAAAACAACAGACAUUGUGGCCAAUUGGGAAGAAUUGGCAGGGUUGUUAUAUUUUCUUUAAACUGGGCAAAAUUGAGACAAAUCGUUUUACAAAAUACUCUACAUAUGGAUACUGAUGACAUACCAAAAAAAUAUUAAAAUCUACAUUUUACUUUAAUCAAAUCUAAACUUGUUGAUAUUGAGCUGUCAACUUUUAUAUAUUGCCCAGGAUUUUUUAACCUUCCCACUCUAGAUGUAUUUUCCCAGUAUUAAUAUUUUGGACUCGGAGAAAGUUUGCUCUUUUUUUUCCCCAGAAUGAUGGCCAUGUCUCUCGGUGACGACACACUGCUGUGCAAUUACCCAAAGUGUCGGGCAAAGCUUAGCGGCUUCGCCUGGGUCACAUCCUGCUCCCACGUGUUCUGUGAUCAGCACGGGUCCGGUGAGUUCAGCCGCUCUCCUGCCAUCUGCCCGGCGUGCUCCACUGCCCUGUCCGGGAAGCUGGACAUUGUGAGAACAGAGCUGUCGCCCACCGAGGAGUAUAAAGCCAUGGUGCUGGCAGGUCUGCGACCAGACAUAGUCCUGGACAUCAGUUCUCGUGCUCUUGCCUUCUGGAGCUACCAGGUCCAUCAGGAGCGUAUGUACCAAGAAUACAGUCUAUCCCGCGCUGACACACAGCUGAAGCAGAUGGAGAAAGUUCUGAACCAGCAGAACCAGAGCAGAGAACUAGAACUCACCGCAAUGAGGGGGGAGAUCACCUCGCUGAAGAAAGUGAUGGAGGAGUACAAGAGGAAGUACAGUGAGGUGUCAGAGAGGCUGAUGGAGAGGAACAGGCAGUACCAGAAGCUACAGGGCUUGUACGACUCCCUGAGGCUGCGUAACAUGGUGGUGGGAGCCGGGGAACGAGACAUGCCACAACAACAUGGAAAUCGAGACUUGAGCAUCGCGAUGGGCCGGCAGGCGACCCCUCAGAGAAGCCCUCAGUUCCUCUCACCUGCCCCCCUCGGCGAUUCUCGUUUCUUCUCCUGCCCGGAGGCCGACGGAGCCAAGACCUUCUUCCAGUUCAGCUCUCCGGCCAGGGACAAGAACCAGCCCUUCAUCAAUAAGCACUGAAAGCAAAUCUUUACUUUUAUGCUUGCUGUCAAAUUUACAGAUGUUUUUCCUGGUAUGUUCUGAUGAUUUAUAAAUACUAUAAGUGUAUUUCUUGCAUUAAUUGACUGUAUUAUAUUUUCUAGGUACAAUAGUAGAUUUUUCGGUUUUGGUGACUUUUAUUUUCAUUUGUGUAGAUCAUUUAGCGAUGGCCCAGCAGGCCAUCGCUAAAUGUGGAUUUGGUUCACAUUGACUAAUAUAAUUCAGUAGUUAUAUAGAUUUUUUUUUUAAUUUAACUGAUAGACUUAUUACUGAGGGUAUAAAUUGUAAACAUGUUUACCAGUGCACUGUAAUAAACAAUCAAAGCUGGUGGUUAUGUGAAACCCAGGGUGGGACUGAAUGUUUGAGAAUAUUAAAUAAAAUGUUCUGGAAAUAGUUUUACAGAAUGAAA
Molecule: messenger RNA, 1966 nt
Organism: Xiphophorus hellerii (green swordtail)
Lineage: Eukaryota; Metazoa; Chordata; Actinopteri; Cyprinodontiformes; Poeciliidae
Gene: ccnb1ip1
Product: cyclin B1 interacting protein 1
Exons: 4
Coding region: 745-1539 (264 amino acids)
Biological process (GO): reciprocal meiotic recombination
Cellular component (GO): synaptonemal complex
Molecular function (GO): ubiquitin protein ligase activity
Source: RefSeq, a predicted model, not a curated record